This is a messenger RNA of Lipotes vexillifer (Yangtze River dolphin), 1785 nucleotides long. It is a transcript of the gene MFSD6L, whose product is annotated as major facilitator superfamily domain containing 6 like. NCBI's taxonomy places the organism in Eukaryota, Metazoa, Chordata, Mammalia, Artiodactyla, Lipotidae. The coding region runs from base 1 to 1785 and encodes 594 amino acids. Gene Ontology annotation, cellular component: membrane. The transcript has a single exon. The record is from RefSeq and is a predicted model, not a curated record.
AUGAGCGCCAACCCCCAGUGGGACACCAGCAGGGCGCUGGGGGUGGCCAGGUUCUUCCAUCUGGUGUGCGGGGUCCGGGAUGCCUGCGUGACCCCGUUCCUGACCCUCUACCUGCGGCAGCUGGGCUUGGCCGCGCCCUGGGUGGGCAUCCUAAUGGGAACCAAGCACCUGAUCGCAGCCUUCUGGGCUCCCUUCUGUGCCUUCCUGGCCAAAAGCUACCAGAAGCGGAGGGUGCUUCUGAUAGGCUCGCUGCUCGGCUCGGUGGGAGCCAGCCUGUUGAUGGUCCUGGUGCCGCCCUUGGACAGAGACCCAGGGUACCGCUCGUGUAACGGAAGCCACAGCGUGACCGCCACGGUCCCACCACCGGCGGUCGCACUCACCGUGAACUUCACCUCCGCCCCCGAGCCGGCUCCGAACUACCCAGCGCCCAGCCUCCCAGCCCAGAGGAGUACUGGGGUCGGCCCAGCCGAUGGCUUCAGAGAAGGGCCUGGGGAAAGUGGCCAAGAACCUUUGAGUCGUCUGCCCAGCUCCUUUGUGGGCUCCAUCCAAGGAACCAGGACCACAUCCCGAGUUCUCCAUCCUGUUACUUCAAGAGUGAAAGAUACUCCCCAGGAAGCUGCUUUUAGGAUGGUCGGUCCUGCCCUCCCUUUGCUUGCUGGGGGUACGGCGUUGGCAAGUCCGGCCAACCAGUCGGCAGCCAAGGGGAUGGCGGGGGCCCUCGACCUCUCCUUGGAACGGUUGCGGUGGACUUUCAUCCUCUCCCUGGGCUCCAUGGUGUUCUGGGAGCUACUGACAUCCCCUCUGGAGCAGGUGGCAGAUGACAGCCUUUAUGAAUACCUGGAUUUUGUGGACGCCACUGACCGCUACAGAAGCCUGUGGAUCUGGAGGCUGCUGGGCAUGUCGGCAGGCGUGUGUGGCAUCUCAGCCUUGGUGGGGCAGCUGGACUGCCUCCUGAUGACAGGUGGCCCCCGGGGUGUAGUGCACUUCUACGGCUACUCACUGGUCGGCACCCUGGCUUUACUGGUGAGCAUUGCCUUUCCCGUCCCCGUCUGCAGGCGGUGGGAGCCCAGCUACAAAAUGGUCAAAGCCCUGUCUCUCGUAGGCGGUGACCCCCGCCUCAUCACCCUCGCCCUAACUGUCUUCUUGAUAGGAACCGCCACCAGCACCGUGCAGAACUUCUUGUUCUGGCACAUGAAAGACCACGAGAGCACCGAACUGGUCAUGGGCUUCUCAGUGGCCCUGGGCUUGCUGGGGGAAAUCCUGCUUCAUCCUCUCAAAACUCCGUUGCUUAGGAAGCUGUCCAGGGUGGGCACGGUGGGGCUAGGGCUGGGCUGCCUGGCGGGGCAGCUUCUGUAUUUCUCUUUCCUCUGGAGCUGGUGGUCUGUCCUUCCCGCUCAGAUCUUGAGCGCCGUCAGCCACGGGGCUCUGUGGUGGGCAGUCGGGGCCACCAUAGAGCAUCUGGCCACUCCCGGAACAGAGAGACCUCUGAGUGCCAUGUUCCGAGGCCACUUUCACGGGGUCGGGGCCGGCCUGGGCAGCUUUGUGGGGGGCUUCGUGGUGAUGCAUUUCAGCUUAGCUGUGCUCUACCGGUCCUGCUGUGUGGUCCUGUUGCUCUGGCUGGCCUUGUUCCUGUCCAUCCAGUCCAGACUGCCCCAGGAGCGGAAAAUCAACUACUCUAAGCUGCUGGCCGUGGGGGCCAGUGACACGAGUGAUUCUGAGCAGGGGACCGAACAGGACUGGCUUGUGAAGGCCAUGAGAGACGAGCACUCAGACUGGAGGGGCUGA